This is a messenger RNA of Eublepharis macularius, 924 nucleotides long. Its product is annotated as trypsin I-P38-like. The transcript has 5 exons. Gene Ontology annotation, molecular function: serine-type endopeptidase activity. NCBI's taxonomy places the organism in Eukaryota, Metazoa, Chordata, Lepidosauria, Squamata, Eublepharidae. The record is from RefSeq and is a predicted model, not a curated record. Bases 59 to 796 code for a protein of 245 amino acids. Gene Ontology annotation, biological process: proteolysis.
UCAGGGGGAUAAAUACCCUGCAAAUCCUUCCCAGCUUCCCGGUUGAGAGAAGAGGACCAUGAAAUUCAUUUUGUUCGUAGCCUUCUUGGGAGUGGCGGUCGCCUUCCCCAUCGAUGACGACGACGACGACAAGAUUGUGGGAGGUUACACCUGCCAGAAGCAUUCCGUCCCCUACCAAGUUUCCUUGAACUCUGGAUACCACUUCUGUGGUGGAUCCCUCAUCAAUAACCAAUGGGUUGUGUCAGCUGCUCACUGCUAUAAAUCACGUAUCCAAGUGAGACUCGGGGAGCACAGCCUGAGCUACAACGAUGGCUCCGAGCAGUACAUCAACUCGGCCAAAGUCAUCCGUCACCCCAACUACAACUCCCGGCUGUUGGACAACGACAUCAUGCUGAUCAAGCUGUCCACACCAGCCACCCUCAACUCUCGCGUCAGCUCGAUCUCCCUGCCUACCAGCUGUGUGAGCACUGGGACGCAGUGCCUGAUCUCUGGCUGGGGAAGCAAUGGCGUCAGCAACCCUGACGCCCUGCAGUGCCUGAACGCUCCUGUCCUGUCCUCCAGUCAGUGCAGUAACGCGUACCCAGGACAAAUCACCAAUAAUAUGAUUUGUGUGGGAUUCCUGGAAGGUGGCAAGGACUCGUGCCAGGGAGACUCCGGAGGUCCUGUGGUCUGCAACGGGAAGCUCCAGGGAAUUGUCUCCUGGGGUAUUGGAUGCGCUCAGAAAGGCUACCCUGGAGUCUACACCAAAGUAUGCAACUACGUCUCGUGGAUCCAGAACACGAUCUCAGCCAACUAAGACCAGAUCAAAGCUUCCUGCUGAAAAUUUUUCUCUUCCUCUCUCGCCACCCUUGGAUCAGGCAUUCCAAACAAUUCAAAACUCAGGGACGGAGAAUGCAGGAAUAAAAAUCACAAUUAGUACUGCAA